ACGUGCUGAUGCCCCUCCCCCUCUGGUUGCCGCGGAGGGGGACAACAGGCCAUGGCUGCGGCCGGCCCCCUCUCCAGUCAACCGCCACAGUCAAGGCCUCCAAACAUCUCUACAACUGCUUCCUCAAGAAGGCGAAAGCUAAUUCUGCCAUAUUGGUCUCCCCCGAAGAAGUCCCGCUUGCCUAGGACCGUCUUGCGCUGGCUUCAAAGCAUGGACCUCACUUUUUACCCCAAGAAUAUCAACAGAGAUUUUUCCAAUGGCUUCCUACUUGCAGAAAUAUUCAGUAUCUAUUAUCCACGGGAUCUUAAACUGGCAGCUUUUGGGAAUGGAACUUCCAUAAAGACCAAAUUGGCUAAUUGGUCACAGCUGGAAAGUUUUUUUGCAAAAAGACAUUUGAAAAUACCCAAAGAAUUAAUUCAUGGGACACUUCACUGUAAACCUGGAGUACCAGAAAUAUUGAUACAAGACGUCUAUACAUUACUCACAAAACAAGAAGUUAAAAAUAUCCAAGAUGACUAUGUGAACUUCACAGAUUGUAACUACCAGAUAAAUAUGCCACUGGUGCCCAAAGCAACCGUUUCAUCAUUUAUCAAGAGUAAUAUUCGGUUAACUGAAUUACUGAGCAAUCCCAAUAUACUUAGUAAUCAACUUAAAAUUGACUUUCUGUGUGUCUUACAAAUGUUACAGAGAAGACUGAGUAGAAAACUCCAUCCAAAGUGGUUUAACAUCAAACCAACAAUAGGAGAACGUUGUCUUCCUCCUGCUAAAAAGAAUGAGGAUCUUUCAAAAUGUGUCUUGGUAAAGGAUAAAUGUGUUGCUACUGUACUAGAUUACUCAAGGAAAAUAUGAAGAGGCUUUGGAAGCAGUUUUAAGGAGAAAAAAUAUUAUGGCUCUAUGUUCCUAACCUGGAAUGACAUAUCAAAGUCUAUGAUAAUAUUCUCAAAUAAUUGCCAGAGUAUCAAAGCCCUGUCUUAGCUGUGUUAAUUUUAAUAAUUUUUUCAUAGGCAGGUUCCAGAAACAACCCAAUCUGAUUAAAUUAUUAUCCUUGUAGUCAAACAUAAGGCUCUGUUUUCAAAUAGUUGAAAAGGAACAAGAUUUAAAUUUGCAUAGUGUUUGUUUUGGAUAAAAUGUGUGGUUUCCUUACAGGAACUUAUUCCAAAUUGUUCCCAUGAACACAUUUUCUACUAUCUCAAAAUUAUUAGUUAAGACCAACUGAUUAGGGAUAGGUUUAUCACUCAUACACACACACACACACACACACACACACACACA
Monodelphis domestica (gray short-tailed opossum) is the source of this 1272-nucleotide messenger RNA. RefSeq names its product spermatogenesis associated 4 (gene SPATA4). Gene Ontology annotation, biological process: regulation of cytoskeleton organization. NCBI's taxonomy places the organism in Eukaryota, Metazoa, Chordata, Mammalia, Didelphimorphia, Didelphidae. The record is from RefSeq and is a predicted model, not a curated record. Gene Ontology annotation, molecular function: microtubule binding. Gene Ontology annotation, cellular component: axoneme.